Molecule: messenger RNA, 1699 nt
Organism: Myiozetetes cayanensis
Lineage: Eukaryota; Metazoa; Chordata; Aves; Passeriformes; Tyrannidae
Gene: CUNH7orf57
Product: chromosome unknown C7orf57 homolog
Source: RefSeq, a predicted model, not a curated record
CUGAGUUUGGGCACAGCCAACGCGUGUGUGCCCAGGGGCUUCAGCCUGGAGGUGAUCCCAUUAACACCGACAGAACGGCAUCAGCUGCACCUGGAGGAGCUUCGGAUGGUAAUACCCCAUGCCGCUGAAAGAACCAGGGAAAAGCCCACUUCCCCCAACAUCCCAGAGUUUCAGUGACCUUUUAAAAGCUCCCCAUGAAGUGCCACCUUCUGGGUGCCACAAGAAGUGGAUCAAAGAGACUGAUUCAGCUUAUGUGAGGCUGGCAAAGCAAGGAGGCCAACCUGACCUACUGAAGCACGACACUCCUGUGGUAACGAAGUCCCCUUCAGCAGCAUAUGCUGCACCUGACUGGUACUUACACCACACCAGUCCCCCAGCGAUGGAUGAGCCAAGGAGCUCUGCUUCCUCUCUACCAGAAUAUAUGAUUCACAGAGAGUUUAAGGCUGAUGACCAUCAUGGUAACAGUUAUGAGGCAAGAAGAGGACCUUCUGAUUUUGAUACGAAAAGUGUUUGGCAGCGGGAUGCUGAGGGCAGAGAAAAUGCAGAGAAAAAGAAGAUGAAGCUCCCAGCUAUAAACCCUGAAUAUCCAAGCAGAAUGCCGAAUGUUUCUACAAUCAAGGAGUUUAAUGGGGCAAAUAAGCUUUCCUUCCCACCUGUGCCUGCUCAGAGAAAAAUUGAAGCAGUAAACUUCAGCAAAUUAAUUAGCAAUGGUUAUGGGACUGACUGGUUUCAGCAGUGUACUAGAUGGGAAAAAAAGAUUCAAGAACCAUCAGAAAAUAGUGACCAGCCCAAAGAACCUCUCCCUCCAGAUUCAGAGCCAUCUCAGUCUGAACAACCACCAGCAAGCAGGUUAAAGCCACCAUUUCAGGCAUGUAAUAAGUAAUUUAAAAGACUGUUAGAGAAAGCAAACUCUUGUAUGGCCUAUGUAGUGCACUAUUUAUGUGUCUGUUAGAUUACUUUUGUGGUUGAGAAGUUAAUUUGGUUUAUGAAAUGGAUGAACUUCAUUGUGCUUGAUUACAGCAAAUUUUAAAGACCAAGCAACAGCUGUUAGUGCUUAUUCCUAGACUUUUGUUAACAUAAUAAACAAAGCAGAACCGAAUUUUUCUCCUACACAACUCGUUCUGCUUUGCUGUUGUCAAAUAAGAUUACCAUAUUGCUGCUGACUUGAAUAUACACAGGUGUGCUAUCAGUGUUUACAAAUCAACAAGUUUCUUUAGUAUACUCAUGACUUAUGCCACAAAGAAAGGUGAAGGGCAACUGUGUGGUAUGGGAUGAAAUGUAAGUAGAAAGAAUUGAACUGGUAUGGAUACUUGCAGAAAAAAAAUUCAAGCCUUCAUUGGAAGGUUUCUUCCAAUGCUUCUUAAUCCCAAAAAUGCAUUUGUUUCGUCCAGAUAUUCAGCUUUCUAGGACAAUUCUAUUGCUAUGCCUGCUGCAGAAGAACUAGUUGAUCAUUGUUUUCAAACACAUAAUUAAGACCUGGUGGCAUUUUCUGUUAUAGUCUUGUUAUACAGAAGCUGAAUCAUUGGUUAACAGUGAUGUGGAUUCAGCUAUAUAUGGUGUCUGCACUUUCAGCUGUUAAAUAAAAAAAAAUAUUUAUCCUGAAGUCUUGACUGCAACAAAAACAUUUUAUGCUAGAUCUCCUUGUUUAUUCACAUGAGUAAACAUUUGUACUUUGAAAUAGCAAUGUAUAGUAGUUGUA